CGCUAAUUCGAAUCCUUCACUCUUCAAAUUCAUUCUUCCACGGAUCAAACAAAUUAUCUGAGAGUAUCAAUUGGUAAGAUCUGAGCUUUACGCUAUGAAUUUCUUCAAAUCCGUCUUCUCGGACGACCUAGAUCCUUCAGGAACCGAAUCCGAAUCCGAUUCACCGAAACACAGCGAAGAGAAAGAACAUCCAGAGCAAUCUGAACCUAACGACGACGGUGGAUGGAGCUUCGGUGGUCUGAUGAAAACUAUAGCCACCAGAUCCGAAUCCGUGAUUGAAACCUACCGACGAGAUCUCGAAGAAUUUGGUACAGGUUUGAAGAAGGAGAUCGAAGUGGCUCAGGGAUCGCUUGGUACUGUGGGACAUGCGAUUGAUGAGCUUGGGAACACGGUGCUAAAAGGUACGGCUGAGAUCAUUGCUCAAGGUAAGGAAGCGAUUUUAGCCGCUGGUAAUGAAUCUGAUUCUUCAGAUAACAAUAGUAGUCAGAGUUUUGGUCGUCGUGAUAGCUUCAGUUCGAAACCCUAUAGUCGUUUCGAUGCUCAGAUUCGUGUUGUUCAAGGCGAUCUAAACACUUACUGUGAAGAGUCUGAGGAUUCUGAUGAUUACAAAAAGUGGGAAUCUGGGUUUUCUCUGGAUGAUAAAGCUGAGGAGAUGGAGAAAUUUUUUGAGGAGAAUGGAGAUAUGAAAGGAGUGUAUAAAAGGGUUGUUCCGAGUAUGGUUGAUCAUGAGACUUUCUGGUUUAGGUAUUUCUACAAGGUUCAUAAGCUCAAGCAAGCUGAGGAUUUAAGGGCUAAUCUUGUGAAACGAGCAAUCUCUCUGGAUGAUGAAGAAGAAUUGAGCUGGGAUAUUGAUGAUGAAGAGGAGAGCAGCGAGAAAGUUGUUGAAGCUACCAAAGAAGUUUCAAGAUUGAAACUUGAAGGGAAUGAUGGUAUGGGUAGUGGAGAUGUGAGUGAAACUGUGAAAGAUGAUGAAGUGACAAGUGCAGAUUCAGUGGCUAAAGUGAGCACACAAGAGGAAGUGAAAAGUGCAGAUUCAGUGACUGAAGUGAGCAAUGUUGGUUUGAAGACAGAUACAGAUUCUGAGGGAAAGAAGGAAUCUGAUGAUGAGGAAGUUCCAGAAGCAAAACCAGUUGUUGAUGCUGCUCCUCCUGCGUCUGAUGAGGCUCCAAUCCAAGAUUCGGUUAAACCCAAAUCUGACGAAGCUGCUCCAUCCCAAGAAUCAACUAAACCAGAUGUGGCUGCUUCAUCAACUCAACAACCAUCUGAAGAGGAUUUGGGAUGGGAUGAGAUUGAGGAUAUGAGUAGCAUCGAUGGUAAGGAAACGAGUCGGUCUGGUGGUAGUCCAAACAGAGCUGAGCUGCGUAAGCGUCUGAGUGCUGCAGAAGACGAUGAAGAUUUAAGUUGGGACAUUGAAGAUGAAGAAGAAGAAGAAUCAUCAUCCAAAGCUUAAUGUUAGUGUUUAAAGUGGUGUGCUCUUUUUUAUAUCUCUCCUUUUACUUGUUUCUAUAAGUUUUCUCCAUUCUUCAGUUGUUUUUCUCUACAACGUUUCUAUUUUACAUUGAUUUGAAAAUAUGUUUCUACAUUUUAUUUUGAUAUCAAAAUUAGGUCAAUAUAGUUCCAAAUCUAUU
Messenger RNA from Arabidopsis arenosa, 1628 nucleotides. NCBI's taxonomy places the organism in Eukaryota, Viridiplantae, Streptophyta, Magnoliopsida, Brassicales, Brassicaceae. The record is from the annotation of a GenBank genome assembly.